This is a messenger RNA of Pocillopora damicornis (cauliflower coral), 1467 nucleotides long. RefSeq names its product transmembrane protein 229B. The record is from RefSeq and is a predicted model, not a curated record. NCBI's taxonomy places the organism in Eukaryota, Metazoa, Cnidaria, Anthozoa, Scleractinia, Pocilloporidae.
AUUACUCGACAAGCACCGCCGGUUGUUCGCAAAAUUGCUUGCUGUUCAAAUUGAGGUAUUACCUCUCACACAGGUAAGGAUAUUAUUAUUUACUCCAUUUUCAGCGUCUAAUCUUCUGUAAAAAUAGAUAAAUCGUGUUUGCGUGGGACUCGUGAGGUGGAAAGGCGAUUAAAUAAAUUGAAAAUUUUCACAGCAAGCCGGGCGGAACUGAAACGUAUGACAGCUUAAUUGACUCUUUCAAAGUACAGCCACUAUUCAUUCACCAUUUAUGAAGACUUCUGCUUUUUUUUGUCCCGUAACUGCUAUACUUUGUCCUAGAAUCGUUUGGUUACCACGAGUCAUUUAUGACACCUCGGUCAUAGACCGUGAAAUUUAGUAGUAUUUGCACAACAAACAACUGCUCAAAUGUGAUAAAAUCUCCAUCUGUGAAUGACAAAACAAAAUUUAGUACCUCUCAGCUAAACCGAAAUAAGCACAUGGAUUAAAAAUAAUUUAUUGCUACUGAAAAUCGUCGCGAUUCUACUAUCGCCAAUACAAUGUUGGUAUCGUUAACUUCGGUGGUUACUGGUCAAAGGCACUUGGCAGAAAUUUCUACGGAGUUGUCGAUUUGGUAAUUUUUUUCUCUUCGUGAGUACAUCAUGGCUGUAAACCCUUGGUUUCGGCUGCUUAUAUACGGCAUGCUUGGAUUUGCUUAUGAAAUAGUCUUCACUUCAUUGUUUGACUUUGUGGCUUCCAAUUUCACCGACUUCAAGUUCAAAGGAUACUCUUCCAUUUGGUCCUUCUUUAUUUAUGGCACCUGCAGUUUUUGCGGUGAACAAGUAUACGUCCACAUAAGAAAUCGUUUAUCGGUAUUUUGGCGCGGCUUAAUUUGGGUUCAAAUGGCUUACACGUGGGAAUUUUUUGGUGGCCUCGUCCUCAAUCAAUUUUCCGCGCGUACCUGGGACUACAGCCAUUACAAGUAUGACAUCAUGGGGCUGAUCGCGCUCGAAUACGCGCCACUUUGGUUUUUCAGUGGUUUGCUUCAAGAAUUUUUCUACGAAUAUUUGUUGAGCUUGUCUUUAGUGCCUUCUGCUGAGAGCAAAGAAGGGAUCGAGAAAAAAUCGAGUCAAGAAAUGAAUGGAAACUUGAAGAUAGACUGAGGGCCAAAGGGAAGGAUUUUGGACUGAAUAAGCCAUUAACUUCUGGAAUAAAGUUCAAUAAGUAAAAAAAAGAAAUCGUAUAGAACACAUAAAAAAGACGGAUUUUUAAAAAAUGUCACUUUUUGUAAGGGGAAAUCUAACUUUUAUGCUGCUUAUUUUUGGAAAAUGCGAGAUUGGGAAUUCGUUACCAUUGAAGUAAAAGUAGACUUUGAUACCAAACUACGAGCGUAGUAGAAUCAUUGUCCAGGACUUAAGCAAUUUCCACAGCAGUGGGCUUGUUUGCUAAGAAACACACGCGUUUAUAGAUUAUAAAAUUCUGAGAUAAGAA